This is a messenger RNA of Ictalurus punctatus (channel catfish), 1984 nucleotides long. It is a transcript of the gene rsrc1, whose product is annotated as arginine/serine-rich coiled-coil 1. The transcript is spliced from 10 exons. The record is from RefSeq and is a predicted model, not a curated record. Gene Ontology annotation, cellular component: nucleus; cytoplasm. Gene Ontology annotation, biological process: alternative mRNA splicing, via spliceosome. Lineage: Eukaryota; Metazoa; Chordata; Actinopteri; Siluriformes; Ictaluridae. Bases 158 to 1150 code for a protein of 330 amino acids.
UUUGAUUGCUCGGACUGGUGUGUUUCUGUCUCGCGUGUCUCUGUAUCGAUGAUUAAUGUCUGCCGUGUCGCUGCAUGGCGCCUGUGUUUGACCGUUUUGAAGCCUGCAGCCGAAAGGAGGACAGUUUAUGAGACUUGACAACCGGCACUGAGCAGACAUGGGCCGCCGCUCGUCAGACAGCGAGGACGACAGCCGCAGCCGCCGCAAAAAGAAGCACAGACGACGCUCGUCUUCGUCCUCUUCCUCCUCCAGCUCAUCGGGGAGCAGAGUGACCAGCCGCAGCAAACACUCGAGCAGACGAAGCCACUCGCGCUCCAGAGACCGAGACAGGAGGCGCAGGCAUCGCUCCAGCAGCAGCUCCUCAAGAGGCUCCAGCCACAGGAAGAGAAGCCGCAGCACUGAGAGGAGGCGGAGUCGAAGCGCAGAUAGGGGGCGGAGCCACAGAUCACGCCGCUCUCGCUCCCGCAGUCGGAGGAGGUCUCGUUCCCGUCAUCGCCGAUCCCGCAGCCGGAGUAGCGGCAGAUCCAGCCGGAGACGCAGCCGCAGCAGAGACCGUGACCGCAGUCAGCGCAAGACUCGAGACAAGGACAGGGACAGAGAGAAGGACAGAGGACGUGACCGAGGCCGCGACAAAGAGGACGCCAAAGCCAAAGAAAAGGGAAAACAAGGGGACGCGGUGAACAUCAAAGCCGGAUUAGAACAUCUGACAGCAGCUGAACAGGCCAAGGUUCGACUCCAGCUAGUGCUCCAGGCUGCAGCUAAAACAGACGAGGCACUAAGGGCAAAGGAAAAGAAAGAAGAGGAGGCGAAGAAGAUCAAAGAGGAAGAAGAGGUCUCUCUCGCCGAGCAGGUGAGGAGGAUAAAGGAGAUCGAGGCCAUCGAGAGCGACUCUUUUGUUCCUCAGGCUUUCAAAUCAUCCCGGGACGCCGCCAAGGUGACUGAGUCUCUGGAAAUCCAGGAGGCGGGGUCAGGUGUCACACCCACUGUGAAAGAGGAAGACAUCGCGCUGCCCACUGUCAUCAAGUACAGUAACAGUGACUCACUCGCUCACCCCAGUUUAUUCAUAGACAAAGAGGAGGCGGAGAAGUUGUGGCUGAAUCGACUCCUGUCACUGCGCCAGGAGAGGCUCAUGGGAAGUCCUGUGGCCUGAACUCGACUCUGCGUAAUGAAGAACUCAUUAUCAGAUUCUUAAAUAUGUUUUUUUUUUUCUUCUUCUUCUAUUAAUCACAGUACAGUUUAUUAAUAGAGACUGCUUGAUUGAUUUUCAUUCAGAAACUUGUGAUUCAUGGAACCAUUGGAGAUUUUGUUAGAUACAUAUAUUUGACCUGUGUUAAUAGUAUUAAUGUUUUUUAUUAUUAUUAUUAUUGUGUUAAAUUUAGAUUAGCUCUGGAGCCAAUUAGUCAUUUAAGGAACACUUAAGGAAUUUUUGGUUUCUGUUCAGAGUAAGAAAAAAGGGGGGAAUAUAGAGGAAAAUUGCGUUUUCAUUCUACAAACAUCAAACUUCAUUUGCCAUCUUCGUGUGAUGGCAGAAGUAUGAUGUAUUUUAUGUUUCCCAUGAAGUUGAAAUAGCUAAAUGGAGUUUAGAAAUAAUGUUGUUACCUCAGUGAUGCACAAUAUGUUGCCAUCUCAUAAACUUUAUCAACCCGUCAGAAAGGCUGAUUAAAUGUUAGUUUUGACAAAAAUGCAAGAAAAUUUAUGAACCUGUCAGCAUGACUUUUUUUAAUUGGCGAGCAUAAAGUGAGCACAUAUUUCUAGUUAAUAUGAGAAACUUUUUCACAUUGUGCAACAUAAUGUCACUGCAAAACACGAUGUUUAGUCAUUCCCGAGAAUCUUAACAAGAAAAAAAUACACCCACGUAGACAAGAUUCCGUUUUUCUUCCUUCACUAAAUCUCUGGAAUUGAAUUUUACAUCAUAGGAUAGUUUAUUUUUCUUGAUGUUUGUUUCAGAAAUAAAUAAAUAAAUAAACUGUUUUUAUGGCACGAA